ACGCGUGUCAUGAAAUUGCUGUCUAGAAGUUUUAAUUAACAUACUUUAGUAUACCGCAUUACGCAAUACCAGUUAUGCAACUAAUGAUUUUUGGCAAUAUUUUACUAACGACUUAAUUUGUCAUAUUGAAAUUUACUAUACAUAACCAACAAUUUUAUCGAUAUUGCUUUUUUUCGCACUAUCACUCUACUAUUCAUAUUGUUUUAAAAAUAUCAAUAUCGAUAUCAAAAAUGGCAUGUAAAAGAUCUAAAGAUGAACCUUCGGAAUGCAACAGCUUUCUUCAAAGCUCUAAACGGAUGGGCCAAGUUGCAACGCAUAUUCUUACUGCAGAAUCAGAAGUAGAAAUUGAUUUUAAUACAUCAAAAAAAAAAACACAAGAAAACUCCUUUAAGUCAACAAAACAGAAAGAGAAAAAAAAAUGUAUUUUUGAAGAACCUCCUUUACCAUCAUUACCAUUAUGGGAGCCACCAAAGCUUCCUGAUUCUGAUUCAGUAUACAUUUUAAAAUUUUAUCCCAUUUGUAAAAAAAAUAUUUUUUUUUGUUUAAUUUUUAUGGUUUAUUUGCUUUUUUUAGUUACCAUUUUUUAA
Hydra vulgaris (swiftwater hydra) is the source of this 587-nucleotide messenger RNA. NCBI's taxonomy places the organism in Eukaryota, Metazoa, Cnidaria, Hydrozoa, Anthoathecata, Hydridae. The record is from RefSeq and is a predicted model, not a curated record.